GGCUGGGCCGGUUAUGGCGGCCGAUAUGCAGCUAAAUUCCUCAAUCGUACGUAGGUUUUCGUAGAUUUCUUCAGUUAUUUACCAUAAACAUUGGGAUCACGCGAAUUAAAAGCCAUAAGCACACAUUUGUCUUCUGCGCGGACAUCAAAAUGGCCACUGACAGCCUCACGGAUGGCAAAUCAAAGCUUGAAUUCGACGUCAACAUGACGUGCGGCGGAUGCGGAGCCAAAGUGCGCGAGUCGCUGGAGAAGAUCGGCGUACGCAACAUGAUGAUCGACGUGGAGAAACAGAGUGUCGUCGUGGAGACCGACAUUCCGUUCACCAAGGUCCAGGAAGCCAUCAAGAGCACCGGAAAGAUAGCCGUGCUCAAAGGAUACGGCUCCUCUACGGCUCCAAGUGUUGCUGCUGCUGUCUCCGAGGUCUUCGGACAUUCUGGAAUUAUGGGAGUGGUGCGCUUUACCCAAGGCACCGACGGAGCAUGCAUCAUUGACGGAGUCAUUGAUGGCCUCAAGCAAGGGCAGACACACCGGCUACGCAUCCAUGAACUGGGUGAUCUCUCGAAUGGCUGCGAAAGCACCGGUGAUGUUUAUGACCCCCAUCCCAUCACAGAAGAUCACAAGAAGCCUAGGAGAUAUGGUAGCCUUGGUGAAAUAGACGUUGACAGCAAUGGCCGGAGCGUCUUUCGAAGAACCAAUGACAUUGUGAAGGUCUGGGACAUCAUCGGCAGGUCUUUGGUUGUCUGUUCUGAAUCCUCCAACAAAUCCCACACUAAGGAUGAGGGCUGCUCUCGCCUUGCCUGUGGCAUCAUCGCAAGAGCCUCAGGCGUGGCCCAAAACCCAAAGAGAAUCUGUGCCUGCGACGGAGUCAGCGUCUGGGAUGAGCGAACCCUGCCCAACGUUAAGAAGCACGAAGCCUGAGCGAGCUCGUACAAGUGGUGACAUCACUUCCUGUGGGUCGUUUAUCCUUGCUGGUUCUGCAUUGGUGCAGAUCAAACCCAGUUUCUAUGCAGAGUUGGUAUUUGCAUUCAGGGGACGGUGUCACCGAGAUUAAUGCAAAGACUAUAGUUACUAUUCUCAGAAGAAUAACAAAAAUUUCCUCUGUGGCGUGACCAGCCAACUAUCGGUGUGUGAUAUUGCACAGCUUACAGACGACUAUUGAUACGUCGAAUUCGCAUAUAAUGAAUCCUUCUAAAAGUUUCGGGACUUGAAUUUUUAUGUAUACUGUUAGACCUUGAUUUAAUGAUGUUGACGGGGCCCUUGAAUCAGGGACUUCAUUGAGUCAAAAACACUCCUGUGGAUAACGUCAUAAUUUUUUCAAAAGCAAAAAAACGAUCCUAAUUUGUACUCAUUUAGAGAGUGAGCCCCUUGAGCAUGUCUUGUGUUUCUUCAUAAGAGCAGCAAACCUUGUAAGGGGAUCAGUGGUGUCUGUCAUCUGAAGUGAAACUUGGUGUACUAAUAAUUUCACCAUAGUUGCCCCUCAUAACUUCGUUAAAUCGAGGGAGACGUCAAGCUCACUUCAUUGCUUCGGGGUUUUCAAUACAUCAGGCUCCACGUGUGGGAAAAACGAAAGCAAUUCAUCAAAUAUAAAAUAUUGUAAAAUGAGUUUUCGUUAUAUUGAGGUCUGGCUGGAUUCGGCUUCGACUACAAGCUGAGUUUGCACUGUGCGCUUGACCUGGACCAAGCUUCUAAGAGCCGGUGAACAAACAUAAUGGAUGUUUCCCACUGAUUACCGAUAACAUGCGUUGCGUCUUAUGCAUGGCGCCUUUUCUAUGUGCAUUCCGUCUAGAGAUUCUGUAGUAUAAAUGAUGUUUUGCACAUACAUUGCAUUUAUACCGCAAAGCUUUAUUGCUGCUGCUGCACGUCAUUUCAAAUGACAAUAAAGUGAUAUUUUUUUGUUA
Molecule: messenger RNA, 1897 nt
Organism: Dermacentor andersoni
Lineage: Eukaryota; Metazoa; Arthropoda; Arachnida; Ixodida; Ixodidae
Product: copper chaperone for superoxide dismutase-like
Biological process (GO): superoxide metabolic process
Molecular function (GO): copper ion binding
Source: RefSeq, a predicted model, not a curated record